AUGACCACAGCUACGCAGCAACAGCAGCACCCACCACCGCAACCUCAUCUCGGUUUCAUUGUCGACACAUACGAUCCGGAUGAUGUGGUUCCUCGAGGGAGCCCCCUCAUGACCCCGCUUCGUCCCAGGCUCGAGCCGUCUCCAAGUCCUCCUCCAGAAAUACCUGCAACUCAAGUCAGUCUUAGUGCUUCCUGUAUCGGCGGUCGGGGCAAGUCUAAUCGCCACAAGAUUCGUCCAACUUCUGGGGACGCCGUCUUAGUCGCUUAUCUCGACAACGGACGUGAUCCUGAAAUCGCUCGCGCAGCCGGUCGCGAAAGUCUUCCAUGCGACGAAGAAUCGCCUGACGAAGAAGCUCAAGAUAGGCCCGCAAACGGGAAUCUCAUGAGCGGGCCGUCGCUUCAGCACCUUGCCGCGGGCGCAUUAGAAGCUGCUUCAAUAGUUACAGCGCCAUCCGCCCUCGCAGCCACGGUACCCAAAACGAUACCUGACAUAUCGAUACCAACCGGUCAGCUUUCAAUUCAUGAUGACCCUCCAGUUACCAACCUACCUACAUCGCGAUAUGUUUCUACCAACAGAGUCACAUCACCACUAAUCCAUUCACCCAGCGGACCCUUGCCGCCACUACAUGGAGUUCGUCCGCCAGUCGGCGAAUCCAAGGAGGCGCUGCCCUCACGGUCUCUUCCAUCUCUACGUUCCACUUUUGGAGAGAUCAGAGAUCUGGCUCCCGAACAUUUGCCUGAACAGGAACUUGGGCGUGUUCCUUCAGGGCCAUCCUCGACUUUCCCUGCCUCGCCGGCUGGAAACAUUGGGCAUCGCUUCAGUGUAAGCAACCUCUCGUCUUCACCUUGUUCACCACCCGAAGGUUAUAGAACACUUUCUCCGCAUUCUGCUCCAAGUGCGAGUAUUCACUACUAUACAACAAAUGGCACUCAUCCUCGUGCCCCAACAGAAUACAGUAGUAGUAAUGCUGGCGAGACUCCCAACACUGAUCAUUCUGUUUCUACGCCCGCCACUUCUACCUCGAUCAACUCUACCUCGAUCACUGAUCGCAUGAGUAUCGAUGGUAUCACACAUCCGCAAAGUAUGUCCGGCUCCUAUACAUGCACAGUUCCGGGAUGCAAUGCUGCGGCAUUUCAGACUCAGUAUCUCCUCAACUCCCAUAUGAAUGUGCAUUCGUCAGCACGGCCGCAUUAUUGUCCAGUAAAAGGGUGUCCAAGAAGUGAAGGCGGCAAGGGUUUUAAACGCAAGAACGAAAUGAUAAGACAUGGCUUGGUUCAUGACUCCCCAGGAUACGUGUGUCCCUAUUGCCCUGAUAGGGAACAUAAAUAUCCACGACCAGAUAAUUUACAACGACACGUUCGUGUUCAUCACCCAGACAAAGACAAAGAUGAUCCACAACUACGAGAUGUACUCGCUCAACGACCAGACGGACCCAAUCGUGGUCGAAGAAGACGCGGGCCACCCUCGUGA
Messenger RNA from Fusarium venenatum, 1470 nucleotides. The record is from RefSeq and is a predicted model, not a curated record. Lineage: Eukaryota; Fungi; Ascomycota; Sordariomycetes; Hypocreales; Nectriaceae.